This is a messenger RNA of Fulvia fulva, 1488 nucleotides long. RefSeq lists its product as uncharacterized. The coding region runs from base 1 to 1488 and encodes 495 amino acids. The transcript is spliced from 2 exons. The record is from RefSeq and is a predicted model, not a curated record. NCBI's taxonomy places the organism in Eukaryota, Fungi, Ascomycota, Dothideomycetes, Mycosphaerellales, Mycosphaerellaceae.
AUGAAGAAGACGAAGGGAACAAGUGUGAGGAAGGAUGAGUCAACAGAAGAGAGCAACUCCAACGCACCGCCGACCAGACCUACCAGCUUCGAAUUCGUAUCCUUCGGCGAUGCAAGCCAACCUCGCGACCCAGGAGCACGGAGCAAGAUCCGCCGCCAUGCAAUGAAAGAUAUCGGCUACCGGAGACGCAAACCCAAGAAGCAACGAUACUUGAACAUCUCCCUGGACAUACCUGCCGACGUCGAGACGCUUCAGAGCCUCCGAGCCACAUCACCCCAGGCAGCAAUAGGCGGAGGCGGCGUGCAUACAUUCUUCAAAUUCCCGGUGGACCUCGACGACAUCGGCAAAGCCUUGGUGGCCAACAUGUGGCGCGACAUUGGCGAUUGCCUUCAGACCGCGCAUCGAAGAGACUGGUGGCCGGUUGGCAUCGCAGAUGAGGCGACAUUUUAUCAGAUCCUGGCCAAUUCGGAGCUACAUCUUGAGGGUACUAGGAAUCCUCAUAGACUCAGCAAGGAGACGCCACUCUCGAUUCACUACCACCAGAUCGCUAUAUCGUCUGUUCGAAAACGCCUUGCCGCUAACCCGGAUGAUGUGAGUGACGGUCUUAUUGGAUGUAUCAGCGGUUUUCUUGUGUAUCCUGAGAUCGCUGGUGUGUUUGAUCGAUGGUUGCCACAGAGGAAGGGAAUACUGGAAGCUAUUGGGACGAGGGAGGGUGGACUGGACUCGCUUGAGAAGCACUUGCGAAGGUCAAUAUCGUGGGUCGAACUCAGAGGCUCGUUUACGCAGGACAUACCAUCCAUCAUCCCGCUACCACAGUACUGGAUCGACGUGCAUCGGAUCGAAAGCGCAGACAACGCCAGCAUGCCGGCAUGCUUCUCCAUCGAUCUCCAGCACGCUUGGCAACAACAUUUCCCCAACGACACCGCCUUCCUCCACAUCUUCACAUCCCUCGCGGAGCUCAACACUCGCGCCAGCCUGAACAAACAAGGUUUGCGAAAAGAAGACUUCUUCUACGACGGCAUCGUCGUCUCGGCGAACGUUCUAACCCAUGAGCUCUUCUGCCUCAGACCAGCAGAGGACGCUAGCUUGGGCAUCAACAGCCGCCGGAUCUUGGAAGCAUGUCGUCUCGCACUCCUGGUGUUCAUUGCUGCGGUCUACAAGCAGUACGGCGCACAUCCGCUGAAAGCGGUUGUGCAUCUGGGGAAGUUGCGGGAGUUGCUUUCGCAGAGUGAUGUGGAAUGGGAUGGGCUGGAAUAUGUUCAAAUGUGGGUAAUUGCGAUGGGAGCAAUGGAGGCUUACGAUGAGGGGAUGAGGGAGUGGUUUGUUGGAGAGCUGGUGAGGGUCAUAAAGGAGCGGGAAUUGGACGUGGAUGAGGUGAUGAGAGGGGUGACGAGUGUCUUGUGGGUAGCGGAGCUGUUUGAACAGAAGGGAGGGAUGCUGAGGGGCUGGAUUGAGCAGCGACAGUAUAUACCUUUCCAGGCAUUGUAG